AAUAGGCGAGGCAGGGGAGCCGCGCGGUCCCGGAACUUUCCCAGGGGUCGGCGGAGGCUCGGCCGGGCCAUGGAGGAGGGGGCUAGCGCCGCGCCCCCGCUCUGGAACUGGGACUACCUGGAGCGCUGCUUCGCCCGCCGCCGCGUCUGCAUCUCCUUCGGCCUGUGGAUCUGCGCCGCCUGCUGCUGGAUCGCUGCCCACACGCUGAUUCUCUACCUGAGAUGCACAAAGAAGUGUGGCCAAGACCAGUCGAUACUGUGCGCUGCGUUCUGCCUCCUGACAAGUCUGUGCGACACCGCGGGAGCCAUUCUAGCCAGACAGCUCACCAUCCAGGUGUUCACUGGGGCCUACUUAGCAGUUGUCGACUUUAUGAACUUCAUGUUCACUCUCUUUCCUGUCUGUGGAUCCAAAUCCAAGUCCGGUCAGAGAAGCAGGGAGAGGAGGAGACGGCGUCUUAGAGCCAGUGUGUUUGCCCUGGCUCUGCCGCUGAGCCUGGGUCCAGGCUGGGCAGUCUGGACUGCUAUCCCCAGGGCUUCAGCCCCAGUCCGUGGACCACAGCGGAGGCUGCUGGGAAGCCUUCUGCAGGAGAACCCGGAAGUCUUCGGCUACCUGCUGGGUACCAUUGCUGCCUUUGGCUCCUGGGCAUCCCGGAUCCCUCCAUUCUUCAAUAUCUGUCGGGGGAAGUCACUCUCCUAUAUCCACCUGUGGACCCGGUUCCUGUCAGCUUUGGCUAGUCUCCUCUACGCCUCAGCCAUUGUGGCCCAUGACCGGCAGCCUGAAUAUCUCCUUCAGGCCACACCUUGGUUCCUGAUUUCACUGGGCCGAGCUACACUGGACCUUGCUAUCAUCUUUCUGUCCUGCGUGAUAAAGAGCAGGAUGAGCCGAGCCUCCCGAUUUGCUGCUGCUGAAGCCAGAGAGAGUGCGGACACACAAGCCCUUUUGACCUGUGCAGAGAAGGAAGAAGAAAACCAGGAGGCCAGGAUUGAGGACAAGAUCUCAGAUUGGGUGCCUCUGACCAGCCUGUCCCACUGCAAGCCCCUGAGGACAAUGACAGCCAUCAGUCGCUACAUGGAGCUGACUAUUGAGCCUGCACAGCAGGCAGGCUGUAGCGCCACCAGGCUGCCCGGUGAUGGACAGACGAGCACUGGAGAUGCCUCCUUGCAGGAGCCUCCCUCCUACCCUCCCAUCCAGGUCAUCCAGGCCAGAGUGUCUUCCUCCGAGGCCUCCUCCGAAGUCUCCUCCAUCAACUCCGACCUGGAGCAGAAGUAUUGGGAAGCCCUAAACUUGGAGCAGUGGGACCCUGAAGAUGUCAACCUUGAAAGGAAAAAAGACGAGGAACUCCUUAAAUCCCAGGCAUACAGGGCCUCUUUGAGCCCAGUGGACUUGGCCUCUGAUGACUAGCAUCUUCAGGAGCCAGGCCAUAAGCUUGGAACUCAAAGUCAGGUGUCUUGUCAGUGACUAGAUGGGGACCAACCUAUGAGGCCACCCAGGUCAGGAAUGGAAGCUGCUUACAGAAGCGUCCCAGGGAAUGAGGAACUCUGAGCUGUCAUUUAGCUUGGCUAGUCUACACCACAGCUCAGAAUGGAGAUGUGAACCCUGGUGGACAGUUCUGCACAUGCCCAGUUCGCAGAUGGAUCCUGUUAGUAAAGAUGGGCUUUCUUCCAAAUAACACAGGAUCUAUCCCCAUGAGAUUCAAACAUAAAUAUUGUUUGCUUAAUAACGGGAUCGAACUCGCCAAGACCUACUAUUUGGAUCUCAGUGGGAUGCAUUCUUCAAGAUUCAACUAAGCCCAGGUGAGAGAGUGGGUCCACCAGCUAGGAGACCUGGGCCUGUGUACAGGAACUGGCUUCUGCCUCCCAGGCAAUUGAUCAUUGGCUGGACAAAGGCAACCACUACCUGCUCUGGAGUAGCAGGACUCCCUCCAGCCUGGCAGAGUGUGUGCUGAGGCUGGGUGACGGGGUCUCAUGUGCUUUUGACGAUAGCAGAAAGCUUGAUUUGCAUACAGGCACAUGGAAGUACACUUCCAUGUUCGGGCAGGCUAUUUGAGGAUGAUUUUAAUAACGUGACUGUGAGUGAGGGGAAGAGUAAAGGGAAUUGGACCAGGCAAGGACAAGCACUGGGGUGAAUAAAUUUUGGUUGAAUGAGUUAAAAAUGUCUCACGAUGGAGAACGGGAAUCAGUCUGAAUCCCAGCACGGAGGGCUGCCACAAGGGGACCUGGACAGAAUGCCAAGGCACACAGCUCUGCCCCCAGCUGGCCCACAACCCAUCUGUGAGUCAGCCACAGCUGUCCAGGUUCUCCUGAGGGCAAAUCCCAACAGUGUGAAGAAUGGGGUGCUGGUGGAGAUUGGUUGGUCAUGCAGUUUUCUGCAUAGUUCCUAAGCCCCUGGGUGACCUCUAAACUAGAAUUCAAAGCCACUUUAUCUGCUCUGGGUCCUCAGUUCUCUUGUGAGGUGGCUUGCUGAAGUCAGCUUUGCUGUGUAGUCUUAACCACUGAAACCACUAUGAGGAGUGGACCACAGAGGAUGUGGUGAAGUGGAACAUUCCAGCCCAGAACAUUCCAGCCUGGAACAUUGAAAACUAGAGGCAGGGAGGGGCGGAAAUCUAGUUAAGGAAGGAGAAACCUGGCGUGGCCAGAAUGGCUGGUUGACGUAGUUUUGAAAGGAGAGAGCUGGAAAAGAACCAGGCUGUGGCUAGAGAUUAGGGAGUUAGUGCUGAAUUCUGUAGACAGGCAGGACAAAGCAGGAAGGUGACUGGCUUGCUCAAGCAGACUACAAUUAGUGAAUUUCUCAUCCCUGACUUUUCGUGAAGCAGAAAUAUAGUCAAGGGUACAGAGUAAACGUGAGACACGUGCUUAAAGUAUGUCCCUUAAAAAAAAAAAGAAAGAGAGAAAGAAAGGAAGAAAGAAGAAAAAACCCCAGGACUGUAAGAGGCCAAGAUAACCUCAAAAUCAUGAACUUCCAACCUCAGCUUUUCAAGUGCUGGGAUUACAGGUCCCGGCAACCUUGUCUAGUCUUUCACUUUACAGAUGAAGAGACGUGUUUAAAUACAGUGUCCAAAUACAGUAUCAGCCUCACGAGUAGAUGUAGCCAUAAUCCAUGAUAAUAAAGGCCCUGCUUAAACUCC
Mastomys coucha (southern multimammate mouse) is the source of this 3124-nucleotide messenger RNA. It is a transcript of the gene Tmem44, whose product is annotated as transmembrane protein 44. The transcript is spliced from 11 exons. The record is from RefSeq and is a predicted model, not a curated record. Lineage: Eukaryota; Metazoa; Chordata; Mammalia; Rodentia; Muridae. Bases 70 to 1401 code for a protein of 443 amino acids.